This is a messenger RNA of Cyclocybe aegerita, 1242 nucleotides long. NCBI's taxonomy places the organism in Eukaryota, Fungi, Basidiomycota, Agaricomycetes, Agaricales, Hemipholiotaceae. The record is from the annotation of a GenBank genome assembly.
AUGACGAAGGAUGCUUGUGUCGACGGGGCCACCCCCGGCCGCCCGAACCUACCUCAAGACCUCCAUGGACCGGCGACGACUCGGAAAAAGCGCCGCUUCAUCAGCAUCGGCGAAAUAUAUUCAGACACCGAAGAUGUAGAUUUUCGGAAACUUGUCAAAGAAGUCGACAUGCGAACCGAGUUCGAAAGGGUCAAGACCAGAUUCACCGUCACGGUCCCCUUGAUGGAGCAGAUUGAGCAGGGCGAAGCCAUAGCAGCCAUAGCAGAGGAGUCUAUUCAGACUCUUGACAUUAUUCAGGAGGAGAAGGAGGCUCAUGCGGAUACACAGGGUUUUUCUGUCAUAGCGAUCUCCUUCUCUAGAGUUCGAGCCGAGCAUUAUAAUCGCCUGGGACUCAUAUCGAUUACGCUUACUCACUCUAUCUCCUCGAAUGUUAGAGAUACACUUCCCCCAACUGCCUGUUCUGAGCUUGAUACCUUUUGGGGGUUACAUCGAGACAGCAUCUGUGAGGACACGGAGGAAAGUCUGGAUGCGGUUGGGACAAUUCCUGAGGCGCGGUCGAGGUGGCUCAUCGACACCCAGAUCAGAAAAUUGGUUAAAUUUAUGAAGAAGAAGCGCCUACGCCUUUUCAUACAUCCGGAGCUCACAAUCUCCAGUGCCGCAGGGAAAAAUGCUCAGCCUGUAAAGGUAUCUUGUGGAAACUCGAUGACUAUCUUGACUGGUUCUGUCGACUACGCCGGGAGUCUUAUCAGCGACCCAUUACGAGUGCAGAUGAUAGGCAAGAAAGCCGAUCACGCUGACAAGUAUUUACGCGCAAGAAACUUCCGGGGUUUACUCAAUACUCAUCUGUGGAAAACGACAAGUUCCGAAGGUUUCUUGAACUUCCUGGUCAUUGAGGCUAAGAAGGGAGACCCCGCAGCAGAAGGAGCUUCUUCAUUGGAGUCCCAUGUGCCACAAGUCUUGGCCGAGGCGCUAGCCUGUCUCGAGAUGACGGCGGGGAACAAACCAGGAACCGCCGCCUUACCAUGGUGCCUGACUGACGGCAUACAGUGGUUCUUCGGCGUCAUUGUUCGAACACAGGGGUGUCAGCAAACAACCAGCUACAGGGCGCCUGCCAUGUCUUUCAGCGAGAAGAAGAUCAAGGAAGCAGAUUUGAAGAACAUCUUCACUGCUUUGACAUUCUGGGCCAUCACAGCCCCUAGUGAACUUGCAAAGAAGAUGGAGACGUGGUACAAACCCGGUUGA